GGACGAAUUUGUGAAUAUUGGACAGUAAAAUUCAUUUAUGCGCUGGUCAAUAACUGCACCAUCGUAUCGCAGUCUUGGUUAAACGAAUGCAUCCAACGGAAAGCGCUAGUGCCCACGGCAGAUUUUGAAGUGACACUAAAAAUUGACGAUUCUUUGGUAAAUAUAAGCACCCAGCGCGCGCUGCUCAAUCCGUGCACUCUUUUUACUGGCACUGUUUUCUAUGUUCCUGAAACUUAUUUCAAGACACGUCUGGUUACAAGAGAAGUUUUCCUGGAAAUAAUCGAACUCAGUGGUGGUAAAUUUGUAAAAUAUGUUUGGAACUUGGUCGGUGAACGAAGCUAUAUAAUAUUUGCCCCGGAUUGCUUGGACCACGACGCUGCUCGAAGAAUUGAGUGA
Messenger RNA from Gongylonema pulchrum, 396 nucleotides. Lineage: Eukaryota; Metazoa; Nematoda; Chromadorea; Rhabditida; Gongylonematidae. The record is from the annotation of a GenBank genome assembly.